Molecule: messenger RNA, 2214 nt
Organism: Peniophora sp. CBMAI 1063
Lineage: Eukaryota; Fungi; Basidiomycota; Agaricomycetes; Russulales; Peniophoraceae
Source: the annotation of a GenBank genome assembly
AUGUCAAGCGCCGCGGGCGGCAACAAUGAACUUUUGUUCGCGUUGGAUCAACUCCUAGCAAAGUACUUCGAUGAGAAAGAUGGUUCUGCGAGGGAGAAGACAUCGCUUGACAAGUUCUGGGGCACGUACUCGCGCGCGAUGCAGGACGAGGAUGAGGCGCGGCCGAAGGACUGGGACGGAAACACCGGCAGCAUAUUGACCUUUACUGGUCUGUUCGCUGCUACCGUCGCAGCCUUUGUGAUCGAGAGCUACAAGUCGCUCUCCCCAGACUCUGGCGACCGGACUGUAGCGCUUCUCACUCAGAUCCUCGCCGCGUCGACCAAUGCAUCAUCCAGUCCUGUCAUUGGCCCUACGUUGAUUGAACCGUUUCAUGCGCCGAUGUCAGCCAUCAUCGCCAAUGCACUCUGGUUCUGCAGCCUCGUCGUCGCGCUUGCAUGCGCUCUUCUGGCUACAUUGGUCCAACAGUGGUCUCGCGACUACGUGCGCGACAUCAAGCAGCGGGAUAUACUCGACGAAAGCAUGACCAGCCGCGCCUUGAACCAUGUCUACAUCCGCAUGGGCGUGGACCGCUACGGGAUGGACGGCGUUGUGAACGUUAUCGUCGCUCUCGUUCAUCUGGCCGUUAUGCUCUUUGCCGCCGGUCUACUGCUGUUUCUCUUCCCCAUUAACGAUGCGAUAUCGUGGUGCACCGUGUCUGCACUUGCUAUCUUCGGCGCCGCAUACCUCAUUGCGAGCGUUCUACCGAUCUUCGACACAAGUUGCCCGUACAAGACGCCUCUCACGUACCCUCUCAGCUUGGUCCAUCUAUUCCUCGUUCGCAUCUCUCACGUGCAAAUCCCAAGGAAACGGAGGAUACCACGUCGGAUGUUCGACUUCAUGUCCUUCCCGCGCUUCCAGUUUAUAUGGAAUCAUACCAGUCGCCAUCUCCUACUUUCGACGGACGGCACCUCCACUCAAACAUUAGUAGACUCGAUGUCAGAUAUCCUAGCCAACAUGCAUGACCCCUCUGCCCGCGAUGCUGCGAUCGAUGUACUAUUGAAUGACAGCCUUUUUUCCUACCGGCUCGACCACGUACGCUUAUCGGACACAUCAGACUCCGGCCGUUUACGCGAUACCAGCUUGAACAUGGCCUGUCUCCUACUGCAAAAGUGUUAUCUCAGGAAAGAUACCUGGGACAUUGACGACUGGAAAACAAAGCUGAGCGAAUACCUCAGAGUGAUACUAUCGUCAAGCUACACGCCGGGCGCGCACGAUCAUCAACAUACUCCAGUCAGUCUCCGCGCGUCCCUCGCGCUGCUCCGCGUACGCUGGUUCUUGCUGCUCGAUUGCGAGACAACUUCUUAUAUAGGCUCGGACUUCAGCAUUGCGGAGUUCGACGCGCUGUACUUCGCGCCGGAGUCUAAGGGCGGGCAUUGGCGGUCGAGAGUGCUGCACGAUCAAAGGAUGAUCGAGUAUCCAGAGACGCUCCUUAUCCUGAUGAACUCGCGCCUUUACAAUCGACUGGAGACGCCCAGCACCAGGGUCAGCGAACACGAAGACGCGGGCUCGUGCUUGGUACCUUUGCAUGACGGCGAUUGCUGUACCAGUCGAAACGGCCCAUCGACACACGUCGCAGCCUGCACAGUCCUAACGCUCAUCACCCACAUCCUACGCGCAUGGAAACAUAGCGACCGCGAUCCUCAACUCAUCGACACGCUAUACUACGACGUACCCUUAUGGGACCGCGGCAUAUCGUUCACAAACUGGCACCGCGUCUUCAAGAUGAGCGACGCUGAACGUCAUUGCGCGCCAUCUGACCAGUUCAUAGCCGUACUACGAGACGCCGGGUUGGACGAGUGGAUGGGGCCGGGUGGGAAUAUCGCGUUCCAGCCAUCACCGAGGUCGCCGAUGGGCCGGCUUUUGUACUGUGUCAUUGACCCGCACGCGCCGGACGUUACUCUUGUGGAUGUCCUUCGGACUCUCGCUAUGCAUGUUGAUCUUAGCGGGGCUCGCUCAGAUCACGACCGCGAUCCACCCUUGAAGCUCUUGGAAGACUCCGUACCAGCACCGUCUACCUCGCGUGAAGAAGGCAGAUACAACGCCGCCGAUCACUCUGUCAACGCGACAUCAGCAGAAAGAUACGAUACAAGACGCUCAGCACACGAUGACGUCAGUAUUAGACUUCAAGAAGUCGUCGUCGAGAGGACGGCCGUUGAAGGCGCGAGAGAUGGAUAG